Molecule: messenger RNA, 1507 nt
Organism: Cyprinodon tularosa
Lineage: Eukaryota; Metazoa; Chordata; Actinopteri; Cyprinodontiformes; Cyprinodontidae
Gene: coq4
Product: coenzyme Q4 homolog (S. cerevisiae)
Exons: 8
Coding region: 39-911 (290 amino acids)
Biological process (GO): ubiquinone biosynthetic process
Cellular component (GO): mitochondrion; mitochondrial inner membrane
Source: RefSeq, a predicted model, not a curated record
AGGUAACGUCUACGCAUGCGCAAUAUCUGUUGCUAACAAUGCUCCAGCGCUUGUUAAAUCCGUUCAUUCGGUUAAAUCAGAGGCACCGUUCUUUAACCUGUAAAGGUUUAAAAGCUUUGUGCAUCCACCAACUGCACACUAGUGGUGCUGAAUUUACGCACAGUUAUUGUGAUGGACUGUACCCCGGACACAUCCAGACCACCGCCUUCCAGAAAGCGCUAUUGGCCGUUGGAUCAGGUGUGGCGGCUCUCCAUGACCCCUACAGACACGACAUGGUUGCUGUGCUGGGAGAGACUACAGGACAUUUAGCGCUUAUAAACCUCAGGGACCGGAUGAAAAAUGACCCUGAGGGUUACACCAUCCUGACAGAGAGGCCGAGGAUCCGUCUGUCCACCCUCGAUCUGGAAAAGAUGGCCACCCUACCCGAUGGGACGUUUGGCCGAGAGUAUCUCAGAUUCCUGGAGGAUAAUAAAGUGACCCCUGACUCUAGAGCGGAGGUGAAGUUUGUGGACAACGAGGAGCUAGCUUACAUCAUGCUGAGAUACAGAGAGGUCCAUGACUUGUUGCACACUUUACUGGGCAUGCCUACCAACAUGCUGGGUGAGGUGGCGGUGAAAUGGUUUGAAGCUGCUCAGACUGGGCUCCCCAUGUGUGUCCUGGGAGCUUUGCUGGGACCUCUUCGGUUGAAUGCAAGAUCAUCAGUUUUUGGAACACGCAGGGAGUUUCCCCGGGUGGCUUUUAAAAGUACGACCUACAAUCAUCGGAAAAAAAUGAAAACAUUCGUCUACAAUCACUCUUCACAUCCUUGGGUCCCUGGGCCCUGCAGAACGGCAGGCGGGCCCGCUGUGUCCUCAGCAUCUUUUAUGAGAGGCGAUGGGAGCAGAGAUUGGAGGAUCUCAGACAGGAGCUGAACAUCCAGCCUCCUCCAGUCAUACUCAGUGCUUCAAACAAGAGGGGCGCCUGAAGAAGGACACAAAAAAAAAGAACUGUUCUACUAAAUUAUGUGCUGGCAAACCAGAAAUAUUGUGAAGGAUGACGUUAUGGGAUUUUUGUCUAGCAGGAUCUGUUGAGGAAAUGGGGACUUUUUUUUAUUUGGCCAUCUGAAUCAUUCAUUCUGUUCUUUAGCUUUCCGUUCACUCGGUUUAAAGUCCUGACAUGUUAAAGUUUCCAUUCUUUAUUUUCUACAGUGAACUUCACCCUGCACAGUCUGCAGCAAUCAGCUUAGAAUGAGUUUGUCAGCAUUUAUUACCCAAAAUACAUUUCAGAUCUCAAAAAUGAACAGCUACAUUAAAAAAGUAAUAUUUUCACAUUGUACUAAUAAUCUUUAUUAUCUAUUUUUUAAAACCUUAAAAUACCCUAUCAAUAGAGUUUUUACAGUAUUUCUGAAUGAACUGUUUUUACUGACUGGUGGGAAAGUUGUGUCUGUGCAGCUACAAUGGUUUAACCUUUAGACUUUUAUUAUAUAAGGCACUUACAGAAAUAAAUAGAACUAAAUACAUCAUUAUAA